Cynara cardunculus var. scolymus (artichoke) is the source of this 1720-nucleotide messenger RNA. RefSeq names its product probable polygalacturonase At1g80170. Gene Ontology annotation, molecular function: polygalacturonase activity. Lineage: Eukaryota; Viridiplantae; Streptophyta; Magnoliopsida; Asterales; Asteraceae. The coding region runs from base 191 to 1564 and encodes 457 amino acids. The record is from RefSeq and is a predicted model, not a curated record. The transcript has 9 exons. Gene Ontology annotation, biological process: carbohydrate metabolic process.
GUGUUGGGCAUGUGGAAAAUAUUGCACCUUCAUGUACUUUAAAGCCAAGAUAGAUUUAUUACCCUCAAAACUGACCCUUUUAGCACUAAUCUAUAUAUCUGUAUCUAUAUUAUAUAUAACUUAAUAUCUCAUGUCAUAUUUUAUCUAUAAACAUCAAGUACUAUUCAGAAGCUGAUAGAACCCAUAAAUCAUGAGCAAGAUCCUCUUCAUUUCUUUUCUUGCUCUGUCAUUGGUUUAUGGAGCUGUGGAAAGCAGUUUGUCUGACUCCUCUGACAUGCAUAAGGUUAAGAGUAAAGAAAUAGAACACGAUGAAGUAGAGUUGUGGGACUUACCAUCAUGGUCAAGUGAACGUGGUAUCAAGGUUCUCAUGAAUGUUGAUAGCUUUGGUGCAGUUGGAGAUGGAGUUUCUGAUGACACAAAGGCCUUCGAAAAUGCAUGGAAGCAAGCAUGCUCUACAGCAGAAGCGGUACUUUUGGUUCCUCCAGAUCGCACUUAUCUUGUUAAUGCAACAAGAUUUAAAGGACCUUGUGCUGAAAACUUAAUUGUUCAGAUUGAUGGAACAAUUGUAGCACCAGAUGACCCCAAAAAGUGGGAUCCUAGAAACCCUCGGAAUUGGCUCUACUUUUCUAAUCUCAAGGGAGUCCUUUUCCAAGGACAUGGAAUUAUCGAUGGAUCAGGCAAGAAAUGGUGGGCUGCUUCUUGCAAAAAGAACAAGACAAAUCCUUGUGUCGGAGCUCCCACGGCAUUAACAAUUGAUCAAAGCUCAUCUAUAGAGGUGAAUGGCCUUACUAUCCAGAACAGCCAACAGAUGCACUUUGCUAUCUCGCGAUCUCAAUCUGUUCGCAUCUUCAAUGUCGUAGUCUCUGCUCCUGAAGACAGUCCAAACACUGAUGGAAUCCAUCUUACUGCAUCAACAAAUGUAGUCAUUCAGAACAGUAAAAUUGGAACAGGUGACGAUUGCAUCUCAAUCGUGAGUGGUUGCUCUAACAUCAAGAUGAAGACGAUAUAUUGUGGGCCUGGUCAUGGAAUCAGUAUCGGAAGCCUGGGAAAAGACAACUCUACAGGCUUUGUCACAGCAGUAGUCCUGGAUACAGCAUUCCUCAGAGGCACCACAAAUGGCCUCAGGAUUAAGACAUGGCAGGGCGGAUCUGGUUACGUUAGAGCUGUAAGCUACCAGAACGUUAGAAUGGACGAUGUGGCCAACCCCAUCAUUAUCGAUCAAUUCUAUUGCGAUUCACCUAAAAGUUGUCGGAAUCAGACAUCGGCUGUAGAGAUAAGCCAAAUUAUAUAUCAGAACAUCAGCGGCACGUCAAAGAGUCCAAAGGCAAUGAGGUUUGCGUGCAGCGACACAGUUCCCUGCAACCACAUCGUUCUCAAUAACAUCAACUUAGCCAGAAACGAUGGAAAACCAGCUGAAACUUUCUGCAAUUCCGCUAACGGCUUUAACUAUGGCUAUGUUCAACCGUCUGCCGAUUGUUUGACACCCUCUAACGACGUGUCGUUCAUCAAACCACCCAAAGAAAAUGAAGUCGAGCAAGAUUACUUGAUUCACAAUGAACUUUAGUUUGUUUCCUUGAUUCCUAGUUAUUCUAGAGAUCGCCUCGAGAUAGUAUUUGAACAUUAUCCGAGCAUUCUAGUGUCGUGUGAGCGUAUCGGGUAUUUAUUUCGAGUUUUACCGAGUAUACAUAGAUCUUAUAUGGAACGUAAUGUUUUAGCCUUG